Leptinotarsa decemlineata (Colorado potato beetle) is the source of this 2647-nucleotide messenger RNA. It is a transcript of the gene p115, whose product is annotated as General vesicular transport factor p115. Gene Ontology annotation, cellular component: Golgi stack; Golgi membrane; ER to Golgi transport vesicle membrane. The record is from RefSeq and is a predicted model, not a curated record. NCBI's taxonomy places the organism in Eukaryota, Metazoa, Arthropoda, Insecta, Coleoptera, Chrysomelidae. Gene Ontology annotation, biological process: intracellular protein transport; transcytosis; vesicle fusion with Golgi apparatus.
UCAAACAACUUUAAAACACGAUGUCAACUGUCAACUAGGUAAUAAUAGGAGAUAUGAUAAUAUUUCAUUAUUACUAAUUAAUGUUUACUCAAAAACAAAAUUGAAUAAAAAAUGGUUUGAAAAGAUAGAAAUGGACUACUUUAGGAGUGGAUUGAAAUCGGUCCUGGGGGCUUCGCCUCCUGGCACCCAGCCGACAGGCCCUGAAACAGUAGAAAGACUCGUCAGUAGGGUAAGCACAUCAACUUUACUUGAAGAUAGACGUGAUGCUUGCAGAGCCCUUAAAGCCCUCUCUAAAAAAUAUAGACUUGAGGUCGGUGCACAAGGACUGGAUGUUUUGAAGCAGGUUUUGGAAUUGGAUCAUAGUGAUUUUGAAACUGUAGGUUAUUGUUUGGAUACCUUAUGUAAUAUAACGUCAAAGGAAAUAUUUGAAGAAGAAAAUGAGUCGAUGAAUAUGCAAGUGAAUGUAGGAGAACAGUUUACGGAGAUGUUUUUGAAAAAUUCAGAAAAUGUUGCACUAGUUUUGAGGUUCUUGGAGGAAUAUGAUUUUAGAGUACGGUGGCCUGCAGUUAAACUACUGAAUUCUCUCACGUUAUCAAAACCGAAAGAAAUACAGGAUAUAAUUUUGGUUUGUCCGAUGGCUGUUUCAAAGUUGAUGGAUUUAUUAUUAGAAAAUCGUGAAGUCAUAAGAAAUGAUGCUCUAGUUUUACUUAUCAAUUUAACCAGGUCCAACGCUAAUAUACAAAAAAUAGUUGCAUUUGAAAAUGCUUUUGACAGAUUGUUUGAUGUAAUAAAAAAUGAGGGUUGGACUGAUGGAGGAAUAGUAGUGGAAGACUGUUUUCUUCUUUUGUUGAAUCUUCUAAAGAACAAUGCUAGUAAUAUAAACUUCUUCAAGGAAGGCUCCUAUAUUCAGAAACUUGCUCCAAUGUUCAAUUUACCUCCAAAUUUAGAAGAAGUGGGUUGGAGCCCCCAAAAAAUUUCCAAUUUUCAUAGUGUUCUGUGGUUGGUGCGAACCUUGGUUUCACCUAAUAAUCCAGCACAAAUAAUUACUGCAUGUCAGAAAGAUAUGCGUAAUACAAAUUUAUUGGAGUCUUUGUGUGAUAUUUUGAUGGCUAGUGGAGUACCAGCAGACAUUCUAACAGAAACUAUAAAUACUGUUGGGGAAGUGAUUCGAGGAAACCUAACCAACCAGGAGUAUUUCUCAAAUGUAUUGGCUCCUUCAAAUCCGCCUAGACCAGCAAUUGUAGUCCUGUUGAUGUCAAUGGUGAAUGAAAAGCAACCUUUCACAUUGAGAUGUGCCGUAUUAUAUUGUUUCCAGUGUUUUUUAUUCAAAAACGAGAUUGGUCAAGAACUUGUCGUUCAAACAUUGCUACCCAGUAAUACUGGAUCUGGAGCUCUCACUACAGGACAAUUGUUAUGCAGUGGUUUGUUCAGCAACGAUCACUUGAGUAAUUGGUUUUCAGCUGUAGCUCUCUCACACUGUUUAAUAGACAAUCCAGCACAAAAAGAACAGUUACUGAGGGUCCUCUUGGCUACAAAUUUGGGAGCACAACCUGUUAGCCUUCUCCAUCAGUGUGGUGUAUUUUUACAGCACACCAGCAACCUGCAGGCCAAAAUAGGAAUACUAAUGUUGAUUGCUAACUGGAUGGCAUAUUCUCCUCAAGCUGUUAAAGUAUUAUUGAAUGUUUCUGGUGCGAUGGCUUAUUUGACAGCACAAGCGUCAGCAAGCGAAUAUGACAAUAAUGAAGAAAUUUUGCAGGGUCUUUGUGCAUUUGUAAUGGGUCUUUGUGUUGCUUUCAAUGACAACUCCGUUCAAAAUUACUCAAAAGAAAAUUUGAGCCAACUCAUUGAAAAACGAGUUGGAAUUGAAACGUAUUGUAAAAAAUUAUCUGAAAUUUCCCGUCAUGAAGUUUAUGCCAAAGCAGCGAAACAACCCCAAAUCAGAGCCAACCAUUCCAGUGAAUUAUUAUUAGAAUUCGAGUUUUGUAAAUUAUUCAAAGCAUUAGAGGGUGUUAUUAUCCAGUCUUUGGGAGCACAGAGAGAUUUAUCCAAUGGAAUUUCGGAACUUAGUUUGAAUGAUCAUGAAAAUGCCUUGCUUCUACAAUACAAGGAACUGAUAAGAGAUCAAGACAAAAAAAUUCAAGAACUCCAAAAAAACAUCAACAACUUGACCAAACAGAAUGAGGAUUUGCAGGAACGAAUUCAAGAAUUGGAAGAAACCAACAGGCAAUCGGCAGAUCAGAAUACUCUUCUGAAAGCUCAACUUGCUAUUAGUUCAACAAAUUCUGUAAAUAUGGUACCACAGUUGGAACAAGAUCAAGUCAAAUCCAAUCUAACCCAUUCUGUCCCUGAUAGUAGCGAGUAUACAGAUUUGCUGAAUAAAAUCAAAGCAUUGGAAGCGGAGAAUUUAGAGAAAGAUGCUGAGUUGGACAAAAUCAGGAAAGACCAGGAUGAUUUACUUGAAUUGUUAACAGACCAAGAUACGAAACUGAAUACAUUUAAAAAUAAAUUGCGAGAAUUAGGUCAGACAACCAAUGAUGAAGAUUCUGACAAUAACUCUGCCUAUUCAGAAAAUGAUGAAUAAAUAGUAAUUAUUUUCAGACAUUCAGAGUGUUAUUGAUCUAUAAAACAAUAUAUAAUUCAAACAAAG